Messenger RNA from Parasteatoda tepidariorum (common house spider), 618 nucleotides. RefSeq names its product tigger transposable element-derived protein 4-like. NCBI's taxonomy places the organism in Eukaryota, Metazoa, Arthropoda, Arachnida, Araneae, Theridiidae. The record is from RefSeq and is a predicted model, not a curated record.
AUGUCCUGUAAAGGCAUUAAGCGUAAAGCUCUAUCUAUUGAUGACAAAGUAAAAAUUUUAAAAGCUGUUGACAGCUAUCCUCAAUUAACACGAGUUCAAAUAGCAAAAAAUUUAGAUCUUCCUGUUACUACGUUAAAUGGCAUUAUUGCUAAGAAAGACAUCAUCUUAAACUCUUCUUGUUCCGGUGCAUCCCAGAAAGUAAAAAAAGUGAAGAAAGGAAAAUACGAAAAUAUUGAAGAGAAACUGAUGAUAUGGUUUAAACAAGCAAGAUCCGCCAACAUACCUGUCAACGGAACUCUUCUUAGAGGAAAAGCAUUAGAGAUUGCGGAGAAAUUGAAUGUUGAUUUUACGCCUUCCAAUGGAUGGAUUGAUCGGAUGAAAAAAAGAGCUGGUCUAGUUUAUAAAACAAUUAAAGGAGAUUGUAACAGCGUUGAUUUACAAGAAGCUGAAGAAUGGAAAGCUAAAUUACCUGAAAUUAUUUCAGGGUAUCAACCAAAGAACAUUUUUAACAUGGAUGAAUGUGGACUGUUUUUCAAUCUUUUACCAGAUAAAACUUUUGCCUUUAAAGGUGAACCCUGUCAUGGCGGAAAAAACAUACUAUGUCCGAAACCAGGAUGA